This is a messenger RNA of Oncorhynchus tshawytscha (Chinook salmon), 2565 nucleotides long. RefSeq names its product nucleophosmin. Gene Ontology annotation, molecular function: histone binding; RNA binding; chromatin binding. Gene Ontology annotation, biological process: regulation of centrosome duplication; ribosomal small subunit biogenesis; positive regulation of transcription by RNA polymerase II. NCBI's taxonomy places the organism in Eukaryota, Metazoa, Chordata, Actinopteri, Salmoniformes, Salmonidae. The record is from RefSeq and is a predicted model, not a curated record. Bases 44 to 838 code for a protein of 264 amino acids. Gene Ontology annotation, cellular component: centrosome; ribonucleoprotein complex; cytoplasm. The transcript is spliced from 10 exons.
GUCACUUGCUUUUACGGAACAGAACAAUAACAUUCAGGGGAAAAUGGCUGACGUUAGCGUUCCAGAUAUAACCAGAUUUCAAAUGUAUUUAUUUGGUUGUACACUCAAAUCGGACAGAAAGGAGUUCAAAGUUGAGGAGGACGAUGAUGCGGAUCAUCAGCUGUCACUCAAAGCAGUGUGCCUGGGUGCUGAGGCAGAGGAGGAGUUUCACACGGUGGAGAUCGAGGGUGUCACAUACGACGGAAAGACCACCAAAAUUCCACUGGCUGUGCUGAAGCCGUCUGUGCUGCCCUCUAUGAGUUUAGGAGGGUUUGGGAUCACCCCUCCAGUAACCUUCCGCCUCCAGUCUGGCUGUGGACCAGUGUACAUCAGUGGACAGCAUUUUAUCAAUGUGAAGGACUCUGAUGACGAAGAAGAGGAAAACAGCUCGUCACCUGUGACGAGGCCGUCAAGCUUGACCUCAGGGAAGCGUCCAGCUCCGAAGAAACUGAAAAUGGAGUCAAAUGAUGAUGAUAGCGAUGAAAAUGACGACGAUGAUGAUGAUGAUGACAACGACGAUGAUAGUGAUGAAGAUGAGAGUGACGUGAAAGUACAGAAGGUCCCAGUCAAACCAACCAUAAAGAAAAGCCCGGAGCCUUUGGGGCAGAAGCCUAAAAGUGUGACAUUGGCGCAGAAUGGCUCACCAGGGAAUCAAGGGGGACCAUUGGUUAAACCUCAAACCAAGACACCAGUGGGAGGAAAAGACAAGAGUCAGAAGGAAAAGUCUGGAGCUGGCCCAUCCAAUGUUCUCACCGUGCCUGAAAUCAAGAGCAAGCUAGCGUUGUUAGCCAAAGAGUGACCUCGACCACAAGGUCACCUGGCGACCGUUCACUCUUCAGUGUGCAUGGUCAAUGCAAGAAUAUGUUGAUGACAACAAUGCUGCUUUCUGCUUUGCUUCUUAACCCUAUCAGUCCCGAGACCCCAGGAAACAUCUGCUUUUCAUUUUUCUGACAUUCAUUUAUCUACAUGUCCAGCCCUUAUAUUUAGCCUCACAAUGAAGUGUUUUACCAUUUUCUUUUCAGGACAACCAGGGCUAUAGGUAGAACACAAAACAAUUUGACAUAAAUGUCAAUAAAAAAAUAAGGUCAGCCAAAGCAUAAACCCGAUAAAAAGGAAUGUAUAUGAAUGCUGGAAGUACAGAAUAGUAUUUAUUUUUUAUUACUUUUUUUGCUCACUGGAAAAUUAAUAUCCAACGAGUCAGUGACAACUGUGUGGAGUUUGUGAAAGCAACUAUGUGAGCUUAUUACAGUAUUAUAGACCCUGGCCUUCUAAUGACUCUUGUGUGUCUUGUGAGCGAAACAGAGCAAAACAUUUGUGGGUUCGUGACAGUCUCAGCUUUUCAUAAAUAGUUUUUAAUAGUUUGUAGCUCAAACCAUUCGGACUCUACAGACGUUUUUGUACAAAAGACCCAGCCCAGGCCCCUUCAGGGGCCAACCUUGUCUCACAAACACCGCUCUAGCUCAGCCCCCGUUAAUCACACAGACAAAUUGUUGGUAUCUAUGGAUGCAAAAGAAAUCGACGAAUACAAUGGUACAACUCAGAAGUCUUUAGCUCAAACACACUAUGGUUAAAAGGGGUUAGAAGUCCAAAACGUGCCAGCCAUACGGUGGGCCUCAUUGAGUUAAUAUAAAUCUGUUUUAUAUAAAGAGUUUUAUAUAUUUACACUAUUAGUUUGUGUAUCUUACUGUCUACAAACCGCCAGUUUGUCUUUUCUGAGCAGGUUGUGGCUAAAAUAAAUUGUGUCAGCUGCUAAUACUAAUUGCUAGUUAGCUGGCUAGCUAGCUAACUAAUAAAUGUACUCAGAGCAAACGUAGCUCGCUAAUGCAGCCUAAUACCAGUGCUGGAGUAGGCGUAAAUUAGCAUGUUGUUUGUGCAACAGUAUCUUCUAAAAUCAGAGAACUAUGUUAGCUAUGAAGUAAGAGAAAACAUUUAAUGUAGCCAAAGACUAUAGGGUCCCACUCUCCUGGGAAACACUGACCAACACUUUUGUUCCUACCCUGUCACAAUAACGCCUCCAUAGAGAUCCCAUUAGUAUUCUAAUUCCUAAUUCUAUGAACACCUCCCUGGCUUUUUCAUUCGUUGUCAUGUCAAACACUGUAUUCAAAGUGCCCACAAUUACAUUCUAACAAUAGAAUUAGAAUAAUCAUUCUAUUUUCAAGAGUUUACACAAGUGUUUAGAUCUAAAUCGCAAGUCAAAUCGCAAUAGCAAUUUCUGGUAAAGAAAAAUAAGAUAUUUUGCCCAUAUUGUGCAGCCAAAAGUAGCAGUGUGGAAAUUAUCUCAAAUAAGAGCAACUUUUGGUUGAAGUUUGAUUGAACAGUAUAAAACAUACAGAAUGGAAAAAGCCCCACUGAAAUCAGUUAGAAUGUAUGUGUUGACAUCCUAGGGUCAUGCACAACUCAUAAAGUCAAUUUAGAACGUAUUAUUGAAAAACAAAAAUGUGAAAAAUACGGUGGCUUGCGAAAGUAUUCACCCCCCUUGAUAUUUUUCCUAUUUUCACCCCCCUUGGCAUUACAACCUGGAAUGAA